GGUCUCUCUCUCCCUUUCUCUCCCCUCUGAGGCGCACUUCCUCUCUUGUUUAUUUACUAUUUUUCACAGAAGAUUGAGAAGAAGACAGAAUGUUAUAGCUCACCAGAGGCAGCCCCCAAUUGAAACCCCUGCUUUCUUCACCAUCCUCCACCUUGCCCACAACACACUCUCCUUCUUGCUCCAACCAGUUUUUCCAUUUCCCAUCUUGCCUUCCUGGACAAAAUGAUAGCUCUCUACAAGCUCGAAGCUCGUGGCAUGGUGUAGUUUACCUCUAUCUCAAACCCCGCCUUCCAUUCUCCUGCUCUCUCCCUCUCUCGCUUUUACUUUCCUUCGUUCUUUUCUUUACUUUCCUUUUAUCUCUCUCAUUGUCUGUCGGCAACUUCCUCUGCUGGAGGAUGGCCUGCCGGAUGCUGAUCGCCGGGAACUUGGAUCCAGAGAGAAAGAGGUGUGGCGGCUUGAGGACUAAACAAGCGGGCAGAGGAUCGUGCCGCGGCAGUUAGGAUUCCCAACCUGCAACUCCCCGGGAAAUGCAUGGUUUCCGGCUUUGACCUUCCCUUUUUCUGUUGAUAUUCCAUUUGUUCGGAAGCUUUUUCGUCGUUUUUGAAUCCCGUCGUUGAAAAGAUGGGCCUUUUGUUGAAAGAAGUUCUCAAGAGUCUCUGCAGUCGGAAUCGAUGGUCUUACGCUGUCUUCUGGAAGAUCGGCCGCCAUAAUCCCAACUAGCAAGAGAUUAAUCUGCUGGCCUAUCUUUGUCAAGAUGAAAUACGAUGCGUCACGGGAUAUAUUUUGCGGUUUUAUUGAGAAAAAUAUUGCUGUUAAUUUGGGAAGAUUGCUAUUAUGAACCCUUGCCAUAUCAAUUUCCUAGGCGCAUCGCCCGAACAGAGACUUCUAAUUUGCCUUUUGGGAGUGGGGAAGGCUUCUGGCGUUCCUCUGAUGCUCCUUCUUAUAUUGGAACCCAAGAAGAGGACAGCGUCUGCGCUUUGAUCAACAAAAUGAUGGCGAACAAUUCGGUCAAUGUCAUGGGUGAAGGGAUCAUUGGACGGGCUGCAUUUACAGGAAACCAUCAGUGGAUUCAUUUGAACAAUUUUAGAAGAGAAACCUAUCCAUUGGAGGUGUGCAAUGAGGUGCAUCUCCAGUUUCUAGCUGGAAUGAAGACCGUAGCAGUUAUUCCUGUGCUUCCCUAUGGGGUUGUUCAGCUUGGUUCUUUCUUGCCAAUAACAGAGAACAUGGGAUUAGUGAAUGAAGUGAAGAGCUUUACUAUGCAAUUUGGGUUUGUCACUGAUGCUCUUUCAUCUGAAGACUUUUCGGCAAAAGCUUCUAUUGAAAAAUUUGGUAAUCCUGUUACUGUUGGGGUGCCAGUGUCUGUUGAUCAACCAGUAAUUACCUCCUGUCCCACACCCUCAGAAACUUAUGUCUCCAACCAAGAAAUCAAUUUGUCUCAUACUUCAAGGCCUAUUGUUCAACCAGCUCAUCCUCGUAGGGGAGAGAUAAAUAACCACCAGUGUUCUGUAUUGACACAUCAAACCCCUAACAUUACUCAUGCAUUAUCCAAUUACCAUGGUAAUCUUUGUGAAACUUCAGCAAUGCCAAUGAUGAAUCCAAGUUUUGAUUUUCAGCCUGAGAAUUUAGUUGUGGAGGCAGAGGGGAUGCCUUUGAAUCUUGACUCAUGUCUGCAACAACAUACUGCCUCAUUGGAUGCUAGGUCUGCACUUAUUCACAGUCACAGCACUGUUAGUUCUUCAUCAAUUCAUUGUGGAACGAGCAGACUUUUGAGGCCAAAUCUCAUUGCCAGCUCUGCUUCUAAUCCUUCUAAAGUUGCCACAGCUGAUUUUUGUGAAAUCAGGAAAGCUGGGACUGGGCUUCAAAAUGAUGGUUUAACUAAUGGAGGGGGCUACCCUCUACCUAACUUGACCAGUCAAUUUGGUACUUGUCCCUGGUCUCUAGAAGAUUCUGAUCAGAAGAAUAUUCCUGAAGAUUUAAAGCAUGUUCAUGAUAAAUCAGCUCUAACGGGCCAAAGGAUGGAUGAUGAUCAGCUGUAUGGCAUUAAGAUCCCAUCUUUUCAUCUUGAGGAGCAGCAGGUGUCUAUGAAACAUCACUUCUCUCCUUGUCUUCCACCUCCAUCAAGUGAUGACCUAUUUGAUGUUUUAGGCGUGGAUCUUAAAAACAAACUUCUGAAUGAAAACUGGAAUAAGUUGCUUGCCAAAGAAUCAAAUGCUGGUACUGAAAUUCUGGAUAACAAGGCAGCACGUUUGAGUGUGCUAGAUGUGGAUCCUGAUGUUUGUUCAAUCAAAGAGGCCAUUUCAAACAGCGGUGUCUUCUCUGAGAGGGGAAAUGACCAUCUCCUGGAUGCUGUGGUCUCAAGAGCGAAGUCUCUUGGGAACCAGGAUUCUGAUGAUAUGUCUUGCUGGACAACAUUGACGGGGACUAGUAAUGCUUCUGUACCCUCUCCUGCCUAUUGUAAGGUUAUAUCUGAUCAUACUAGGGGUGAAUUCUUUGGUUUUCCUAAAGAUUUGGGUAAAGCAGGUGCCGCAGAAGCUAGUUCUCUUAGGUCUGGAUGUAGCAGGGAUGAUGUUCGAAACUGUUCUCAAGCUAAUUCCAUUUAUGGAUCUCAACUGAGCUCAUGGGUUGAGGAUGCUACAAAUGUAAAGCGUGAAAAUAGUGUCUCAACUGGAUACUCUAAGCAGCCUGAUGAAGUUUGUAAAUCAAAUCGUAAAAGACUUAAGCCUGGGGAGAACCCUAGACCUCGUCCUAAAGAUCGCCAAAUGAUUCAAGAUCGUGUGAAAGAGCUACGGGAAAUUGUGCCAAAUGGAACCAAAUGUAGCAUAGAUGCACUUCUUGAACGUACUAUCAAGCACAUGCUUUUCUUGCAAAGUGUGACAAAGCAUGCUGACAAGCUAAAACAAACACGGGAAUCUAAGAUUAUGAGUAAGGAAGGUGGACUGCUUUUAGAAGAUAAUUUUGAGGGAGGUGCUACAUGGGCAUAUGUGAUUGGCUCACAAUCAAUGGUUUGCCCCAUCAUAGUUGAGGAUCUGAAUCCCCCUCGUCAGAUGCUAGUGGAGAUGCUUUGUGAAGAACGAGGUUUCUUUCUGGAAAUAGCUGACUUAAUCAGAGGAUUGGGGUUGACCAUCUUGAAGGGGGUGAUGGAAGCCCGAAAUGACAAGGUCUGGGCAUGCUUUGCUGUAGAGGCAAAUCGGGACGUAACAAGGAUGGAGAUAUUUAUGUCACUGGUUCAUCUUUUGGAGCAGACGGGGAAGGGCAGUGCAUCUAUAUCAAACCCUAUGUAUCACUCCUUCCCUCAAGCCGCCAGAUAGCAGCAGCUGGCGGACCUAGUAGUUUGCAGUGAAUCGCCUGCACUCUGUUUUCUUGCUCUGGAUGUGUUGAGAGCAACUAUGCUUGCCGUGAUUAACAUCCAAUCCAGUCUGAAGACUCCAGGCGGACUUAACUUUGUCUAACUGUCAUCUUUCCUCAUUUUGGAGGUGAAUGUGUUUAGUUCCUAAAGAACACCUCAAGAUAAGUGGUAUUUCCACUGUUGCUAACUGGCGUCCGCCAUGGUAACUUGUCAUGUGUUGACUGUCUCCCCCAGUGCUGCUAUUAGUGUGACUCUUGAGAUGACUUGUAUGGCUGUAACCAAUUUUUAUGGGGAAGCUUAUUGGUGGGUGGUGUUAUUCACGUGUAUAGAUAGAUAUUCUAGGUUGUGUAAGGGAAUCAUAUUUACUAGCAACGCUAGGAACUUUCUGCUUGAUUUAUUGGCGUGGUGUUUUUUGAUGUGUUAGAUAAAACCCGUGUUAAUAUCAAAACCAUUUGUGGCUUGUAUCCUCUAAAUACCAAACCCGUGCUGCUGUUUGUGAACAACCAUCAAAUUGUUUUUUGUACUUGGGCAACCUCAGUUUGGGUAAUUACUCACGGCUUUUCUAAGAUUCAGAUCAAACUGUGAGCUUACUGA
Molecule: messenger RNA, 3940 nt
Organism: Prosopis cineraria
Lineage: Eukaryota; Viridiplantae; Streptophyta; Magnoliopsida; Fabales; Fabaceae
Product: transcription factor LHW-like
Exons: 11
Coding region: 765-3308 (847 amino acids)
Biological process (GO): regulation of DNA-templated transcription
Molecular function (GO): protein dimerization activity; DNA-binding transcription factor activity
Source: RefSeq, a predicted model, not a curated record